This is a messenger RNA of Gekko japonicus, 707 nucleotides long. RefSeq names its product FK506 binding protein 11 (gene FKBP11). The coding region runs from base 74 to 694 and encodes 206 amino acids. The transcript is spliced from 6 exons. Gene Ontology annotation, biological process: protein peptidyl-prolyl isomerization. The record is from RefSeq and is a predicted model, not a curated record. Gene Ontology annotation, molecular function: peptidyl-prolyl cis-trans isomerase activity. NCBI's taxonomy places the organism in Eukaryota, Metazoa, Chordata, Lepidosauria, Squamata, Gekkonidae.
CUUAGGUACAAGCCCAGCAGCUGUUGCUCUCUCUGUGCCACCGGCCUGCUGCUUCUUCUCAGCUCCUCUCGCCAUGCUUCCCCGCCACCGCAGCAGCCUCCUUUUUUGCCUCCUCCUCCUGCAGGGCUGGGGGGCUACGAGCCCGGACCAGGAGGAGGAGGAAGCAGAAGAAAGCAAAAGCGAAACUCCGCUCCGAACGCUGCAGCUGGAGACCUUGGUGCCGCCCCCCGAGGGUUGCGCGGAGUACUCGGCGAUGGGCGAUACAAUUCAAAUCCAUUACACGGGUUCUCUUGAAGAUGGCCACAUCAUCGACAGCUCGCUUGCCCGUGAUCCGCUGCAAGUAGAGCUGGGCAAAAGACAAGUCAUCCCUGGCUUGGAACAGAGUCUGCUGGACAUGUGUGUUGGGGAGAAACGGAAAGUUAUUAUCCCCCCUCACUUGGCAUAUGGCAAACGAGGCUCCCCACCUGCUAUCCCAGCUGAUGCAGUCCUGCAGUUUGAGGUGGAACUGGUAGGGCUCUCCAGAGCGAGUUACGGGCAGAAGUUGCUGAAUGAUGUGCUGCCCCUGCUAUGCAUUGGGCUUGUCCCAGCACUUCUGGGGCUUAUCGGCUACUACCUCUAUCAGAAGGCCCGGAUGCCCCCCAUCUCCAAGAAGAAACUGAAGGAGGAGAAGAGGAACAAGGCCAAGAUGAAAUAAAGCUUCCCUUCCC